CCCUCGCAGCAAACCCAAACACUCUUGGCUCCUGCUCCCGGGCCGCGCAUGACGCUCGGGCCGGCCGCGCGAUGCUGCUGCUGGCCGCCGCCUUCCUUGUGGCCUUCGUGCUGCUGCUCUACAUGGUGUCCCCGCUCAUCAGCCCCAAGCCCCUCGCCCUGCCCGGGGCGCACGUCGUGGUUACAGGAGGUUCCAGUGGCAUUGGAAAGUGCAUUGCUAUUGAGUGCUAUAAACAAGGGGCGUUUAUUACUCUGGUUGCCCGGAAUGAGGAGAAGCUACUUCAAGCAAAGAAAGAAAUUGAAAAAUACUCCAUUAAUGACAAACAGGUAGUGCUUUGUAUCUCAGUUGAUGUAUCUGAAGAUUAUAAUCAAGUAGAGAAUGUCAUAAAACAAGCACAGGAGAAACUGGGUCCAGUGGAUAUGCUCGUCAAUUGUGCAGGGUUGGCACUGGCAGGAAAAUUUGAAGAUCUUGAAGUUAGUACUUUUGAAAAGUUAAUGAACAUCAAUUACCUGGGCAGCGUGUAUCCCAGCCGAGCAGUAAUCACCACCAUGAUGGAGCGCCGGGUGGGCAGGAUUGUGUUUGUGUCCUCCCAGGCAGGACAGUUGGGAUUAUUUGGAUACACGGCCUACUCUCCAUCAAAGUUUGCCAUAAGGGGGUUGGCAGAAGCUUUGCAGAUGGAGGUGAAGCCGUACAACGUCUACAUCACAGUGGCGUACCCACCGGACACAGACACGCCUGGGCUUGCCCUGGAAAACAAAACAAAGCCUUUGGAGACUCGACUUAUUUCAGAGACCACGAGUAUUUGCAAACCAGAACAGGUGGCCAAACAAAUUGUCAAAGAUGCCAUACAAGGAAAUUUUAAUAGUUCCAUUGGCUCAGAUGGGUACAUGCUGUCGUCACUGACAUGUGGGAUGGCUCCAGUAACUUCCAUCACUGAAGGACUCCAGCAAGUGGUCACUAUGGGCCUUUUCCGAACUAUCGCUCUGUUUUACCUUGGAAGUUUUGAUAGCAUAGUUCGUCGCUGUAUGAUGCAGAGAGCAAAAUCUGAAAUUGCAGACAAAACUGCUUAAUUCUUACCCCUUGAGGAAAAAAAAAAACUGUUUCCAAUAUAUUCAAACAGCUUGCUGCUACAUGGAACCCUAUUUCUAGCCUACAGAUACUUGUCUUGUUUUUGAAUAUGUAAGACUAGACCAGUUCUCUUCAUAAAUCUGGCUACAAGCACAGAUGUAGGAGUCCAACUCCAGAUAAUAGGAUUAACACUAUGCAAAUACAGAAUAGGAGAUCUUUGAGGUGGAGCAUUGGUAGUGUGAGAACUGACAGUGUGUCAACAGGGUAAAGAGUGGAAUUCCAGAAUGAUAAGUGGCAUUUUUUCUGUUUAUUCUUUUUCCCCUUUACAGACAUAAAGUCCAGAGAUGUAUUUUAUGACACAUAAGUCUUGAGGGCUUUUUGAAACUUUCCAUGAAAGGCAGUUUAUGUGUUUCUGGACUUUUUCUUUUCACUUGGUGUAUUUUCCUCAAGAUGAGCUGUACACAUUGCCAGUAAGUCUGGACACCUCUGGUGACGCCUUCGCUACUGCCAAAAGAGCUUCUUUCUCUUUGAUCCCACAAAGUUCUGAGGGGGAUGGGAGAGAGCGAGGCAGCAAAAGGUGAAGCCAUUGGUCUUUUCCAGCAGGGGAACAGUACUUUCUUAUCUUCUUCAGACUGAUGCUUAGGACUUUCCAGUUUUCAUUCAUGGAGACAGGCAGCUUCCUUAGUGUUUUCUGAAGAGUAAAUAAAAUCUUAGAUGCUUACAGAAGUUUACAGUUUUUUCAAUAGCCAUGAUGAGCUGAAAUUCACCUGUUCCAUGUUAAUGUAUGUCUUUCCCUUCUCUUCCUUGUUCAGCUUUGCUUAUACUGCUGUAAUAUUUUUGUAAAAGAAGAAAAAAGACCAGCUAAGAUUUUUUGACUUGACUUUUUAAAUUAAUUCAUGAAUUAAAGAUAAAUAAAAAGUGUGACAUUCUUAACCUAGUAGCACAUAUGUAGCUUUUAGGAAAGGCUAUGAUUGUAUAUUGAAAAUUUUACUUGUUAAGAAAAGAAGUGGAUAACUUUGAAGAUACAGAAGCUAGAUGAUCACCCAUGUUCCUUGACUCUCCCACUGACCUGAGAACAGUAUCUUCCUGCCACAUGUUACAGAAGCCUGUUCAUUCCAUUGGGAAGCCCUGGAAAUCCUCCUGGCCCUCUGAAUGCUCUGUGUAGGCUACAGGACCUGCUCACUUCGUGGAUUUCUACAGCAAGUGCCUGUUCCCAGCCCGGGUCCUCCCGGUAGCAUCCUGUUUACCCAUUGUUCACGCCCCUCUGACACCUUGAUGUGCCCCCCUGGUCCCCACGUACACAGUAGUGCAUUCCAGCUCCCUUGGAUGGGAAAAGACUUCUACUUUUGAAGAAGAAAUUAUUUUUUAUUGUAAGAAAAGACCUAGAAAUUAUAUCCAGGCUUUUUUUUUUUUUGCUUUUGAGUUUUUGAAGUGUUUGACUUUAAAAAGUAAUAAUUUUUAAGGAAGAUGGCUCCAUGGUAUCUAUCAAGAUCCGUGAAUGGCAAAUUUAGACACUGAUGAAUACAGAAUAAAUUAUUAUUUAAUAUAUAAAUUGCUUGGCAUAACUUGAUUACAAUUUGCAGAAGUUAGUUGAUGCCAAAUUGAUUUUGUGAAUCUUCCAGUCUUUUAUAGCUAAAGUUUGUGGUCUAUAUGGAAUCACUGUGCAGCUGCUAAAAAAGUCUAAUUAUUUUUCUAAAUACUCAUAUAGUACUCAGUUUUUAUUCUUUCAGAAAUGCUCCUUGAAUGCCGGUACCCUCUGCUGAUCUAUAUUGAAGUCUAGUCAAAGGUGUCACGUUUAAUAAGAUUAAAAGCAAUAGUUAUUUCAGUGUACUUCUCAAAUUGUCGGUAUCCUCAAAUUAUUUUCAGACAGUAUUUUACUCAGGUAAUCUACCGUCUGAACAAACUUAACUCUUUUCUCUAGUGGGAGAUGCUGUCUCUAAUGCAGUGAAAGUCAGGCACAAGAGCAGACUUGCACAGGUCAUAAUGUGAUGGAGUCAGCUUCGUCAGAGCUGUUAAAGGUGCACACUCUUCUUAUUCCCAAACUUCUAAAACUAAGCUUGCUUAUUUUUCUAAAUUUAAUGCUAUAAUUCACUAGCAAAACUUAAACUGGAGUGUGGUUAUUUUUAUUUGUGCCACUUCAUUUGCCUGCUUGAAAUACCAACAGGUUUAAUUUUAUAGCUAUUGCCAGACUCCAAGGAAGUUUUGUGAUAUCCAUCAUGUGCCACCAUAGUAUGCUUUUCAAAUCCAACAAACUAUGAAAUGGGAAAAACAAGUGGCCUGGGUUUUUUUAUGUAUUUGGUACAGGGUCUCACUAUGCA
Molecule: messenger RNA, 3386 nt
Organism: Octodon degus (degu)
Lineage: Eukaryota; Metazoa; Chordata; Mammalia; Rodentia; Octodontidae
Gene: Kdsr
Product: 3-ketodihydrosphingosine reductase
Exons: 10
Coding region: 72-1070 (332 amino acids)
Biological process (GO): sphingolipid biosynthetic process
Cellular component (GO): endoplasmic reticulum membrane
Molecular function (GO): 3-dehydrosphinganine reductase activity
Source: RefSeq, a predicted model, not a curated record